This is a messenger RNA of Eucalyptus grandis, 1293 nucleotides long. RefSeq lists its product as uncharacterized. Gene Ontology annotation, biological process: signal transduction. The transcript is spliced from 2 exons. Bases 64 to 981 code for a protein of 305 amino acids. The record is from RefSeq and is a predicted model, not a curated record. Lineage: Eukaryota; Viridiplantae; Streptophyta; Magnoliopsida; Myrtales; Myrtaceae.
UGUGAAAAUGAGGGAAUAGCAAGAGGCACUUCUUCUACUCACACUUCAACAGAAGAUCAUGAAAUGGCUACUUCAUCAGAAUAUGAUUAUGAAGUAUUCUUAAGCUUUAGAGGACCUGAUUCUCGAGCAGGUUUUACUGACUUCCUUUAUACUAAUCUUAAAGAUGUGGGAAUCUGUACAUUUAGGGACGACGAAGAGCUCCGCGUUGGGGAAGAGUUUGCCCCAGAACUUCUCCAAGCAAUUAAUCAAUCGAAGAUCUCAAUACCUAUCUUUUCGAAAGGUUACGCCUCUAGCGUGUGGUGUCUCAAGGAGCUAGUCCAAAUGGUCUCGUGCCAAAAAGCUGGAAGACAAAAGAUCAUGCCCAUUUUUUAUGAUGUGGCACCUUCAGAGGUUCGACACCAAACUGGGGGUUAUGGAGAGGCCCUUGAUUUACAUAAAAAGAAGCAACGAUAUGACAAAGAGACUAUAAGUCAAUGGGAGGCUUGCUCUCAAUGCAAUUGGGAACAUAAAAGGAUGGGACUUGCAUGGAAAGAAGGAGAACAGGGACAAAAGGAAGUUGAAGCUCUUUGUCUCAAAUUUGACCAUGAGCGACGGUAUCAUUUUACCUAUGAGGACUUUAAGAGCCUAUCAAAUCUAAGGUUCCUUGAAGUUGAUGAUUCGAAGGGAAAUUUUGGUGCAGAGGAGACACUUCUUUGGCACUGGCAUGAAUUGCCAUCAAAUGUUCUUCCAACAAAUGUUUUCCAAGAGAAUUUAGAUCUUCUUCCACAAUUACGGUGGCUUUCUUGGCAUAAUAUUUCCCCAAUGUUUAACAUAACAAAUUUCUCCAUGGAGGAUCUGGUUAUUCUUGAUCUAUCUAAGAGUAGAAUUAGGCAUGACUUGGAAGGGGUGGAGUUACAUGAAGGUACGUUUUAUAGUAGACAACACUUAUUAUUUCGUCUUAUUAGAUUCAAAAGUAAUCUUUGCAUGAUUCUUCUUUUAUAGAUGGCGAAGAAUUUGAAAGUUUUGAAUUUGUCCUAUUGCCAACGCUUGAAGAGAACUCCCAUCUUCUCUACUCAUCCAAAUUUAGAACGUUUGAUCCUACACCACUGUGAAUCAUUGACCGAAAUAGAUAGGUCGAUUGGUAAGUUGGAACGUCUAGCUUUCUUAGGGUUAGGCAAUUGUCGAAAUCUUCAGAGGCUGCCGGACAAACUAGGAGAUCUUGCGCGCCUUGAAUACCUAUCUCUGGAAUGUUGCAAAUCAUUGAAGAGCCUUCCGGAUACACAAUUGGGAAUUUGGAAUCAUUGAUUGAGUUGA